UGAUGACGCACAAGACACGCGUUUGCAGCUCUUUUGUGUUUAUUCCGAAAAUCCACAAUCCACUUUCAAUGUGUCAUGUGUUUUUGUCUGUCUAUAGAUUAUAAAGCAAUGCGUUUGAUCAACCUAGUAAUUCCUAUCGAUGCGAACCGAGAGAACUCUUAGCCAAAUGCAAAGGACAGCGCAAAUAUGAACAAAGGGUGGCUUGAACUCGAAAGUGAUCCGGGGCUGUUCACACUUUUGGUGGAAGAUUUUGGUGUGAAAGGAGUUCAAGUAGAGGAGAUAUACGACCUUCAAAGCAAGUGUCCAAGCCCCGUGUAUGGCUUCAUCUUCCUGUUCAAGUGGAUUGAGGAACGCAGGUCCCGGAGGAAGGUGUCCACCCUUGUGGACGAGACCUCGGUUAUUGACGAUGACAUCGUCAACGACAUGUUCUUUGCCCACCAGCUCAUCCCCAACUCCUGCGCUACCCAUGCUCUACUGAGCGUGCUCCUGAACUGCAGUGGGGUGGAACUGGGCACCACCCUGAGCCGCAUGAAGGCUUUUACCCAGGGCUUCAGUCCUGAGAGUAAAGGUUAUGCUAUUGGCAAUGCACCAGAAUUGGCCAAGGCACACAACAGCCACGCACGACCGGAGCCCAGGCACCUGCCUGAGAAGCAAAAUGGGAUCAGUGCUGUGAGGACCAUGGAGGCCUUCCACUUCGUCAGCUACGUGCCAAUCAAAGACCGGCUGUUUGAGCUGGACGGACUCAAAACAUACCCUAUAGACCACGGGCCCUGGGGAGAAGAGGAGGAAUGGACAGACAAGGCUCGGCGGGUCAUCAUGGAGCGGAUCGGACUGGCUACGGCCGGAGAGCCAUACCAUGACAUCCGCUUCAACCUGAUGGCGGUGGUUCCAGACCGGAGGGUGAAGUAUGAGUCCAAGCUGGAGAUCCUGAAGAGGAACCGGCAGACUGUUCUGGAGGGACUCCAACAGCUGAUCCGACUCACACAGCCUGAGCUGGUUCAGGACAAGAAGCCACAGGACUCCUCCCCCUUGGGGGACACGCCCACCAUCAAGAAGGAGGUGGAGCCUGAGCCUGUCACCUCAGAACAGACUCAUUCAGGCCCAGGAGAAGGGCAGGUGGCCCAGGCCCCGCCCCAGGCCCCGCCCCAGGCCCCGGCCCCGCCCCAGGCCCUGCGCAGCUCCUCUGGCCGGGCCCGAGCCGCAGGGAAGAUUCCCGGACCUCCAGCAGGUCCCCCCGCCAGCAGCCCCCACCCCCUUGUCCAGCGCCUCCCUGCCUUCCUGGACAACCACAACUACGCCAAGUCCCCCAUGCAGGAGGAGGAGGACCUGGCUGCAGGGCGCUCCCGGGGGGUGGGGCCUCGGGGGGCGGGGCCUCCACAGCCCUCGUACUCGGACGAGGAGGACGACUACGAGGAGGAAGAGGAGGAGGAGGUGGCGGGUGCAGCUGCCAUGCCCAGCAGGUUCCGGCGCAAGGCUGGCCUGCGUCCGCGGCCUGGGGGGGGCCAAUCGGGGGGCCCGCUGGCCCUGAAUGUCCUGACGGAGAAGUUGAAGAAGGAGGUGCAACUGCAGGAUGCCAUGACCACGCCUCUCUCAGUCCGCACCGAGGGCCGCAGCGGCGGGCUCAGCAUCACUGCAGCAUCGCAGCCCUCGCCUACACCCAGCAACGAGAGCACCGACACCGCUUCUGAGAUCGGCAGCGCCUUCAACUCCCCGCUGCGGUCCCCGGCUCGCUCGCAGGCUGCCACGCGACCCUCCAGCCCUGUGGCGUCCCACCUGACCCGCGUGCUGUUUGGGGAGGACGAGGGCCAGCGGCUGGAUGCCCGGCACCACCGCGCCGUGCGAGAGCUGGGCCCCUCCGUCUGCACCGCCCUGCUGCACCUGCAGGAGAACGGAGUACUCUAUGCCCUGCCUCCACCUGCAGGGAUGUCAUCAGACGAGCCCAAGGCAGCCCCUCCCCCAGAGAAGAGGGAGCAGGAGGGAGGCCCCGGAGCGGGGGAGGGAGGGGGAGGGGAGGGAGGAGGAGGGCAGGGGGAGGUGAAGGAGGAGGACAGCAAAGAGGGGGUGAAGGUCAAACCCUGCAAGGUUGUCUCCAUGGAAACCACAGGAAGCAGCAAACCUUCUGGGGAGAAAUACAAUCCUAAAGAGCUGCUGGCCCUGCUGCGCUGUGUGGAGGCCGACAUCGCCAGCUACGAAGUCUUCCUGAAGGAGGAGGUGGAGAAGAGGAAAAAAUACAAAAUUGAUGACCAGAGGAGAACACACAAUUAUGAUGAGUUCAUCUGCACCUUCAUAUCCAUGCUGGCCCAGGAAGGUAUGCUGGCCAGCCUGGUGGAGCAGAACAUCUCUGUGCGGCGACGUCAGGGAGUCAGCAUCGGCCGACUGCACAAACAGAGGAAGCCAGACCGCAGGAAGCGCUCGCGACCCUACAAGGCCAAGCGCCAGUGACCAAUCACAGCCCUCCGUACUGUUGGGGCUACUCAUGCGUUAGGUAGAGAACUAAGCUCUCUGAAGAUACAGGACGCGGCUUCUCUAGGAUCAUGUGUACCGUUUCUAUCAUGUUGGUCUCCUUGGAAACAUCCGGUUCUCCUGUGCCAUGAUGAUCUGGAGGUUUGGGAGGAUCUCUCCUUCGCCCUGCUUCAGGGACGUUUGCUCCUUUAUGAAUGUCUUAAGUAACAACUCUCAAUGGUGAGAUGUCAUUCAGAUUAGACGUAUUUAAAGGACAGGAUCCGUUGGCUCAGAACCUGUGUUGAGAGCUUUGUCAGAAAGGAUGAAUUUUGUGGUUUUGUAUAUAUGAACUUGUUGGUGUUAUCUCUGCAUUGUAACUCUUGUACCAUGGCCGCACAGUGGUUCUCUUCAAACCACGUCACGUAUAAUUCCAAUAAAGUCCACUUCUGCACUGCUGACUUAAUAUCUCAACAUCA
Hypomesus transpacificus is the source of this 2918-nucleotide messenger RNA. RefSeq names its product BRCA1 associated protein-1 (ubiquitin carboxy-terminal hydrolase) (gene bap1). Gene Ontology annotation, cellular component: cytoplasm. The coding region runs from base 187 to 2442 and encodes 751 amino acids. The transcript has 17 exons. Lineage: Eukaryota; Metazoa; Chordata; Actinopteri; Osmeriformes; Osmeridae. Gene Ontology annotation, molecular function: cysteine-type deubiquitinase activity. The record is from RefSeq and is a predicted model, not a curated record. Gene Ontology annotation, biological process: ubiquitin-dependent protein catabolic process; protein deubiquitination.